GACAUUUUUGCACGUACUUGAACUUUAAAAUAAUUAAGUAUUCAGGCUUUAUCAUAACAACCUAACUUUUUCUUCUUCCUAAGCGAAAACUAGUUAUACACGUUUCAAUUGUGACGAAUAGACUGAUACACGAUUAAAUACAUUUAUUCGUAAUAUGUGCUCAAAGUUAAAAUAUUAACAUUAUAAGCAAUGUCGUUUUCUAUUCCUCUUUUACAAUUUGUAGCUUUUUUGGAUCUAUUAGCAGUUGGGCUCAUAGUGCCAUUGAUACCUAACCAUGUGCGACAGAUGGGAGGCAACCAUAUUUAUAUUGGCCUUCUUGGCUCAAUAUAUGCAGGUUUCCAGUUGGGCUCAGGCCCAGUCAUGGGUAGCUUAAGUGACCUGAAAGGACGGAAACAGAUUCUAAUUUUAACAUUAUUAGUGUGUGGUGCAGCUUAUUUGGUAUUAGGAUUAACAAAUUCUAUUGCAAUUAUUUUACUGAUGAGAGCAGUUUUAGGUUUUUUCAAACAAACACAGUUAUUGACGAAGGCAUUGGUUCCUGAUUAUGAGAAAGAUGACAAAAAACAGUCUGUGAUAUAUGGAAAAAUGGCUGCCAUAUCUGGAGUGGGGAUUACAUUAGGACCUGUUAUUGGUGGUCAUAUUGUAGAAGAUUAUCCGAUUCAUGGGUUUACUAUUAUAGGUCUUAUAGUAUGCAUCUGCUUUAUAGUGAAUGCUGGUCUUGUUUAUCAGCUACCAAAAGUCAAUGUGUCUGUAAGAAGAAAUUCUAAUUCUAAAAAUUCAUCACAAAAUAUUUUACAGUCCCUCCUAUCUUGUAGUAAACAAUCAUUUGUACUGUUGUCUAAAGUAGAAUGGUCAAAAUAUUGGAUUGUAUUCACAUUUCAAGCCCUUAAUAGUUUUGCAAUGGGUGUUUAUUAUUCAAAUUAUGGACUGUACUUAAAAACUCAAUAUGGACUUACACCAAAACACAUUGGAUAUGUUGUUUCCUUGCAAGGUGUUAUUGGUGCAAUAUCUAGUUUUAUGAUGGGUUACAUUAACAGUUUUUACACUAGUGACAAAGAUUAUAGCAUACGAAAUUAUCAUGUAUUUGUUCUGUUAUGCACAUCAUUGUUAGGAAUAUGUUUAUCUGUUAACGUUUUUAUGUAUACUGUUUUAUUAAUUCCACUAGCAAUUGCUAAUGCAGUAGGCAGGCUAGUUACUUUAGAAAUGAUAUUGAAGAGGAGUCAUGGAGAUCAUAGAGGGACAUUAAUAGGAGCUUCAAAUAGUGUAAGAUCCUUAUCUGGUGUUGUUGCACCAUUAUCUGCUGGCUUUAUUGGUGAAUUCUUUGGUGUGGGAUAUGUUUUAUAUGCUUCAUUUGCUGCAGUAUUUAUAGGAUUUAUGUUGAGUUAUCAGUUCAAGAGUAAACGGAUAAAAUUAGAUUAAUAACAUUUCACACAUUGAUAAACCCACUUCAUAAAUGGAUUAGUUAAUGUUAAAUUAAAUUUGUUAAAAAAUUUA
This is a messenger RNA of Pararge aegeria (speckled wood butterfly), 1491 nucleotides long. RefSeq names its product major facilitator superfamily domain-containing protein 9-like. Gene Ontology annotation, biological process: transmembrane transport. Gene Ontology annotation, molecular function: transmembrane transporter activity. The record is from RefSeq and is a predicted model, not a curated record. The transcript has 5 exons. NCBI's taxonomy places the organism in Eukaryota, Metazoa, Arthropoda, Insecta, Lepidoptera, Nymphalidae. The coding region runs from base 190 to 1416 and encodes 408 amino acids.